Molecule: messenger RNA, 2361 nt
Organism: Vollenhovia emeryi
Lineage: Eukaryota; Metazoa; Arthropoda; Insecta; Hymenoptera; Formicidae
Exons: 6
Coding region: 333-1193 (286 amino acids)
Source: RefSeq, a predicted model, not a curated record
GUACACUAGAAUGAAGUUCUAGCGCUGUAAAAAGGAAGUGCGCCUGCGUAGUUUUCAGCAAGUAGUUCAAUUUCAUAAUAAAUAUACAUCUCUACGAUGGCGUUUAUCAUUAAAUCGAUCACAUAAAUAUUGACUGAAAAAGUGGUCGAAAUUACCGCAAUUGAUCUUAUAGCAAACUGUUAGACUAUUAUUUGUACUAUAAGUAAGAAAUUGUAUUUUGUGUUCACAUUUAGAAAAAAGGAUAUAGCAUAUUUAAUCGACCAUCGGUAAAAAGAGGGGAUAAAUGCAUUUGCUUUCUAAAUUCACAGUAAUAAUUUGGAGCUUACAGAGACAUGGCACGUCUAGUUCACUAUUGCACUCUCAAUAAAAUUCUAUUGCUUAGUGUCGGCUUAUGGCCUUACCACCAAUCUAAACUUACUCAAUUUCAGUCUAUUGUCUUAUAUGCUAUUUUGUCAACGGGUAUUAUAUUUCAGAUAACAUCAUUAAUAACAUGUACUUCGGAUCUUGUUAUCAAGGUGCUGUCUUCCAUAAUUUUUGUUUUAAUGUCUAUAAUACAGUAUAACACAUUCUAUUUUAAUAUCGAAGAUGUCAAGAACUUACUAAUGGAGCUUCAACAUGUACAUAAUAAAUUAAAGGACGAAAAUGAAAUUGCUAUUGUAGAGAAGUAUAGUUGUAUCGCGAAACGUUACACGAUUGUACUUAUGGGAAUUGUAAUAUGCGGAAUGUGUAGUCUUGUUAUAGUUCAACUAUGGUUGAAUAUAGCUAAAGUUGAUUCACGAAUAAAUGCAUCCGAGCCGUAUUAUUUAUUCAUCAUGGAAUAUUUUGUUGAUCAGAAAAAGUAUUUUUAUCUGAUUGUGCUGCACACUAACACAGUAUUUUGCUUCGGUGAUAUUACAAUGAUGGCCGUAGGUACAAUGUUCAUCACAUAUAUUGAGCAUAUGUGUGGAAUGUUUAGAAUUGCUAGCUAUCGUAUCGAGCACGCAAUAAACAUCGAUGUUCUACAAAAUAUUACGUUUAAAAAUAAAAUUUUGAUGACUGAAGGUAUAAUUUGUGCCGUGGACAUUCACCGUCAAGCUAUGAAAUUAUCCAAAUAUUUUCUGGCCACAUUUGAAAACAUGGUAUGUUGUCUUACUGUAUGUGUAGUAGCUGGCUUUAGCCUCAAUUUGUUUCAAGUAAGUUGCCUGUUUAUGUAAUAAUGAACGAGAGUUGCAUCAAAAUUAUAUAUUUAUAAUAAUUCUAUAAAUACAGGGUGUUCCGCAGUUCUCUGACCGUCGUUCACGAGAAGGUAGAGAGGAUCAAAAUAAACAGAAUAGUCUUUUACUAUUUGCAAUUGGAAUAAUAAUUAUCGAGAUAUUGAUAAACAAAUCGCCGUAUAAGCCCGACCUCCUGCCACAUGUAAGCGCGCGGUGAGAUGCCCAUCGUCCCCUGGGUAGGUUGGGCUAAUACGGCGAAUUUUUAUGAUCAAUAUCUCGAUAACUAUUGUUCCAAGUGCAAAAUGGUAGAAGACUUUUUUGUUUGCUUAGCCCCCUCUACCUUCCCGUGAACGGCGGUCAGAUCACUGCGGAACACUCUGUAUAAUAGAUAAUUGACGAAUCAAUGUCACAAUAAAAAUUUUCUUUCUAAACCAAUAAAUGGCAAGUGCUGUAUGUAUGGUAUAUGUAUUUGCAGAUGCGUGAGGAGAAAAAGAACACAAAAAAUAGCCAAACAUUUACGCUGUUUUGAAUCAUAAUAAUGUUACAUGUUAUUUUGUAAAUUUGUUUAUGUUUGUUGUCAAUCUUGUUAAGAAUUGUUGUAAAUCUAGAUAAUCUGGAAACAACUCUCAUAUUUAUAUAAUAACAAAAUAUUAAUACUUAUAUUACUUGAAUAAAUUAUUUAUAUAUUCAGUUAGUAACAUGAACAAAGAAUAUUUGUGUAUUUCUCAUAAUCUAAUAUUUACUACGUUUAUUAUCAUUAUGAGAUAAUAUUUACUGUAUAUACAUACGAGGUCUGUAAAUUAAGUAAUGAGACUGGCCGCCGCGCGGCGCUCCAGUCGCUAGCAGCGCGCCCCCUGGAGGCGGGAUUUGUAGUGGGGGGCUAAGCUAAACAACGCACCGGGCGGCAGUCGCGUCCGAGCUUAGACGCAGUGAGAAUUACGCGUGGCGCAAAAGCUGUUUUGAGUUCUUGUCACGGCAGAAAACGUCAAAAAUGGAACGUUCGCUGGAGCGGCGCUACGCGAUUAAAUUUUACUUUCACCUGGGCAAAACCGCUUCCGAGACGCUUGCCUUGGUUAAGGAGGCUUACAAAGACGACGUCCUGUCGGGUGACCUUCUAUUGGACACGUAACGAUUGGACACCUCUCGAUUGGACACGCACUAUUGGACA